AACCACACAAAAAGCUAUAAAAUCAAUAGAUGGCAAUACUCGUGCUGGCGAAAAGAAAUUAAACAAUAACAACAACAAAAACAAUAACAAAGCAACAUAAAGCUAAAUUAUACAUAUCGAGAUAAUUAAAUGAUUAAGCAAACAUGUGUACUUAGUAUAUUCAUAUGUGUAUUCAAAGCAUACAAAGACACGUCAAACCUCCUCGAUUUUUGUCGGCAUUAAAACUUAAGAUCCCUGCAAAGACAUGUCCUUUCUAUCGCCAUCACUGCGGUUAGAGAAUCUGCCAAACGAACCCAUUAUGACACUCGAUCAUAUACCGGAGGAGAAACGUUACAACAAAAACAAUAUUGUGGCCAAAUGGUGUGCGCCGAUAAAUGGCAAAAUGUAUCGUAUCGAAUUGGAACAUGGCACGACCACAGGACGACGCAUGAUAUGGGUAAACGGGAAGGAAGUUCUGCGUCGUGACUGGAUGUUCAAAUUGGUGGGCGAAGAUUCAUUUUACAUCGAUCAAGCGCGUUGCAUUAUACGUGUCGAUCCAGCACCAGGUUUCAGAUACGAAUAUUCGCUCUACAUCGAUGGCAAGCCACACGAACAGUAUACCGACGAACUGACAAAGCAUUAUCGCUUAUGGUUGGUCAGCAUAGAAGAAAAUGAAUACCGUAUAAUGUUAGAAUUGGAUACGCUCAACUUGUAUGUGAAUGAUCAAUUGCGUGCAGAAACGGGUGAUUUCGUCGAUGGCGGCACGGAUACCAAGUUUACGGAGAAUGGCAAUGAGUUUGUGCUGCAAGCACGUUCGAGUGGCAAUAAAUUGGAUGGCUUGACGCACACUCUACUGGCGAAUGGUGAGGUGAUACCUGAGGCUAAGAUCAUAGAAGUCAUGCAGGAGCCCUUCUCGAUUUUAUCAUCCACUUAAUGUAUGAGAGGUUUGUGAGAGGCCGCCGCUGUGAGUUGUUGUUUAAGUAUAAAUAAAGUGAUGUGAUAGCGUAGUGCUCGUUUUGUGCUAAAGAUUUUAUGAGUUUUAAUGAAAAUAAAAUGUAUGAAAUAAAUGAUGAAUGAAUACUCGGAAAAAUAA
Molecule: messenger RNA, 1072 nt
Organism: Bactrocera neohumeralis
Lineage: Eukaryota; Metazoa; Arthropoda; Insecta; Diptera; Tephritidae
Product: fas apoptotic inhibitory molecule 1
Exons: 4
Coding region: 245-913 (222 amino acids)
Biological process (GO): negative regulation of extrinsic apoptotic signaling pathway via death domain receptors; positive regulation of neurogenesis; canonical NF-kappaB signal transduction
Source: RefSeq, a predicted model, not a curated record